Elaeis guineensis (African oil palm) is the source of this 2619-nucleotide messenger RNA. The record is from RefSeq and is a predicted model, not a curated record. Lineage: Eukaryota; Viridiplantae; Streptophyta; Magnoliopsida; Arecales; Arecaceae.
AAGUACGAUGCCUCCAGGAAAGAGAAGAUCGUGCAUAGGUCAAGGUCUUUGGGAUCUUUUCAUACAGGCUUAAAAGGAUCUAUAGUGGCUCACAAUCUCCCCUUCUUUUUGAGUGUUGAGAGAUCGAUCCUUCUCUGGUAGUCUCAAAAAAUGGCCAUGAUCUUAGAUGCCUCUGUGAGAAGAUUUGUUGGCAAGCUUUCAGAAUUUGUAGAAGGAGAGAUGUCGAUGAUGCUAGGCGUGAAGGAUGAGCUCAAGAAACUUCAAAGAAGAAUGGAGAGGAUAAGAGGUUUUCUUCAAUCUGCGGAGCAGAAGAGACAUACAUACCCGGAUAUCAAUAUAUGGGUGACGGAGUUGAAAGAUAUCAUGUAUGAUGCGGAGGAUAUCAUUGACCGUUGUACGAUCGAGGGCAGGAGAUUGUUGGAAGAUCAUCCGUCCGAAUCAGCGGUACGCCGUCCCUUAUCUUUAUUUUCUUGCUUUUGCUGCAUCAAGUUCCGGCACGAAAUUGGUAGCGAAAUUAGAAAACUUGAUGAUAGGUGGAAACAUACUGUAGAAGAUAUAUCAAUAUUGUCUAAACUAGAACCCACUAGGCAUGGUGAUCAAGCCAGCGGAGCAAAUCAUCUCCAGACAUUUUCUAUUGAGGUCAAGUCUGAUAUUGUAGGGACACAAAUUGAAGAGGCCACCCAGAGUCUCGUGGAGUCCUUAAUUAAAGAAGACGAUAAAAAAUACCAAGUUUUGGGGAUUGUUGGGAUGGGUGGAAUUGGCAAGACCACUCUUGCUUCUCAUAUAUUCAAUGACGAAAGGAUAAAACAGAACUUCUCUAUGCGGGUAUGGGUGUGUGUUUCUCAGGAAUUUUCGGAGACAAGAUUGCUGAAAGAGAUAAUUAGGGGUGCAGGUGGAGAUUAUGGGGAGGCUGAAACUAUGGAGGAACUCGUACGCUGUCUUUCCUCUGUACUUUUAAAAAGAUUCUUUAUUGUAUUAGAUGAUGUAUGGCGGACAGAUGUAUGGGAGGAUUUGCUUAGAUAUCCCUUUGAAAGUGCAACAGCUAAUGGUAGGAUUGUGAUUACCACUCGAGAUACGAACGUGGCUAGAAGUAUUAGAGCAGAGAUGCAUCAUGUUGAUAAAAUGGAUAAUGACAGUUGCUGGAAAUUGCUCCACAAGAAUGUCUUUGAAGAUGAUGAUGAAGAGGAGGAGAUCUCUAGUUUUAAAAAGAUCGGGAUGAAAAUUGUUGAAAAAUGUGAUGGUCUUCCUCUUGCAGUGAAGGUUAUUGCAGGGGUUCUAAGGUCGAUGGAUAGAAACACCAUAGAAUGGAAAAAGGUUCUCGAAAGUGAUGCUUGGUCCAUGAGCCAACUUCAUGAAAAACUCCCAAGAGCUCUAUUUUUGAGUUAUGAAAAUUUACCAUCGGAUCUUAAACAGUGUUUUCUUUAUUGCUCGUUGUUUCCUGAGGACUCUAGAAUGUAUAGGGAGGAUCUUAUUUGUUACUGGGUGGCAGAAGGUUUUGUAAAAUCAACACAAGGAAAUACACUGAUGGAAGAUGUAGCAGAGGAUCACUAUAGGGAGUUCAUUUGGAGGAACCUUUUACAUGGUCAUAAUGAUGACACUUGGUGCACAAUGCACGAUCUGUUACGCUCCCUUGCUCUUUUUUUGAUUCGUGAUGAGAGCAUUUUUCUUGGCGGCGAGCAAUCACCUAACACAAACCCAUUGAGUAAACUUCGCCGCUUGUCGAUGGUGAACGUGGGGGAGAUGGUGGAAGUUCCUGAUGUAAUAAAACAGCAAAAGUGCUUAAGAACUCUUCUUGUUUGGAGGAGUUAUAAGACGAAGAUGAUCAAUAAUGAACUUUUUGAAAAUUUGAGUUAUCUGCGAGUCAUGAACCUGAGUGACACGAGACUCGAUAGCCUUCCGGAUUCGGUAGGAGAUCUUUUGCACCUGAGAUAUCUAAAUCUAAAUGGGACGAAGAUCAAGGAGUUGCCAAAGUCCAUCGGCCGGCUUGUAAACUUGGAGAUACUAAACCUGUCAGGUUGUCAAUCCUUGCCUACUCUCCCCAAGGCCAUCACAAAAUUGUACAAUCUAAGAUGCCUUCGUCUAGAAAAUACAACAUUAACCCAUGUGCCAAAGGGAAUGGGCAAAUUACAGCAUCUUAACCAUCUUGAAGGAUUUGUCGUCGGCCAUGAUGACAGAAGAGACAAGCAAGAUAACGAGGGGUGCGGUCUGGAGGAGCUACAAUCCCUGUCUCAGCUGAGAUUCCUGUCGAUACGAAGGUUGGAGAGGGCACAACCUGGGGGAGCUCUGGUACUCGCGAACAGCCGCUCUCUGAGGACACUAAUUUUGGAAUACGAACCACCUGAAGAUGGGGAAGAAGCAAUUGCAAUCCAGAGAAAUGACCAGAUUUAUAAUGAGCUCGCUCCUCAAUCCACCCAACUACAGGAACUUGAGAUUUACAACUUCAUCGGUACUGGAUUUUUCAGAUGGAUGAUAUCCUCUCCUUUGAGUGCCUCUUUUCCUAACCUGACAAAAAUAAUACUCGAUCAUUGUCUAUCAUGUCCGCAGCUUCCUCCACUGGGCCUGUUGCCCCAACUGAAAUCCCUUUGUAUUAACCAAGCAGGUGCAAUCAAAACCAUCGGA